Molecule: messenger RNA, 1572 nt
Organism: Tribolium castaneum (red flour beetle)
Lineage: Eukaryota; Metazoa; Arthropoda; Insecta; Coleoptera; Tenebrionidae
Product: saccharopine dehydrogenase-like
Exons: 5
Coding region: 163-1470 (435 amino acids)
Biological process (GO): glycolipid biosynthetic process
Cellular component (GO): mitochondrion; lipid droplet; plasma membrane
Source: RefSeq, a predicted model, not a curated record
AAUUUUUAACCUUAGGAAUGUCUUUUUAUCAAUGAUACUUGUAUACAUUACACGUCUAUUUUCGUAUCACUAUUACACAACUGGAUUGAUUCGUGCCGUGUUCUAAAUUUACCAACCUUUCGAUUAUUUGUUUUUUUAAAUCAAAUCAUUCGUUUGCAAGCAAUGUCGAGAAUGAGCCGAGACCUGGACGUGAUAAUCUUCGGAGCGACCGGUUUUACCGGAAAACACUGUCUCCCCUUGAUUGAAAAAUUUUCAAAAAAGCUGCAGCUAAAAUGGGGUGUUGCCGGACGUUCCGAGAAAAAACUCAAAGAAUUUCUAGGCCAGUGCGAGAAAGAGACAGGGGCUUCCCUUGAGAAAAUCCCAAUCGUCGUGGCCAACGUGCAAGACGAAAAAACCCUAAGUGAGAUGGCCCGCAAGGCCCGGAUUAUCAUAAAUUGUUGCGGGCCCUAUCGCUUUUUCGGGGAACCGGUGGUCAAGGCGUGCGUUGAAGAGGGCACCCACCAUGUCGACGUCAGCGGGGAGCCCCAAUACAUGGAAGCAAUGCAACUGAAAUACCAUUCCCAAGCCCAGGAAAAGGGGGUUUACAUAAUCAGCGCUUGCGGCUUUGACAGUAUUCCGGCCGACUUAGGGGUGGUUUUCUUGCAAAGAAAAUUUAACGGGACUUUGAAUUCCGUUACAACGUUUUUGGAUGUGUGGGAGGAAGGGGGGUUUACGCCAGGGCCGUCGAUUAAUUACGGGACUUGGGAGUCAGCGGUUUAUGGAUUGGCUUACGCCAAUGAAUUGAGGGGUUUGAGGGCACAGUUAUUCCCGAAUAGAUUGCCGAGUUUUAAGCCGAAGUUGCAGAUGAAAACUACUCCACACAAAAGUGAAUUGGUGGAGGGGUGGGUGCUUCCAUUUUUGGGGUCUGAUCGGUCGGUGGUUCGACGUUCGCAACGACUUUUCUACGAGAAAGAAUCCAAAAGGCCGGUUCAAGUCGAGACUUAUUUCACUGUUAAAUCUUUCAUGGGUGUUGUAGCCAUGUCUAUCCUGGGAUUGAUUUUCUCGAUUUUGGCGAGGUUUGAGUUUGGUCGUAACCUUUUGCUUAAGUAUCCAGAGAAGUUCAGCUUUGGCUUCUUCAGUCGCGACCCUCCCAGCGAGGAGAAACUCGAAAGGGGCCGUUUCAGCGUUACUUUAUACGGAGAAGGUUGGAAGGAAGCGCUUCCUGAGGGAAGUGAUGAAUAUGCAACGCCUCCAAAUAAGGCAAUUGCGGCUAAAGUCAAGGGAAAAAAUCCAGGUUAUGGAGCUACGUGUGCCUGCUUGGUGCUUGCUGCCUUAACUGUUAUCACUGAGACUGAUAAAAUGCCACCCGGCGGUGGGGUUUACCCACCAGGGUAUGCUUUCGCAAAAACGUCACUGAUUGAACAGUUGGACCAAAAUGAAGUCAAUUUUGAAGUUUUGUUUGAGAAGGAUUUACCCACUUCUAAAUAUUAAACAGCUUGGGGUGGUUUCAGAGUUUAAUUAACCGUUAUUAACAUGUUAUUAAUUUGUAUUCUAUUUACGGUGUGAUUAAUAGAUUGUGUAAUAAAAUCAAAA